UUUUGCGAGUCAGCUCUUUUUCAAAUUUGCAUUCUACCAACCACUUUUGCUCCGAUCCUCGUCAUUCACCACUCCCUUAUACCGCAUCAGACCUGCCCGUAUGGCCGCUGCACAACCAGCCUACAGCUGGACGCCGCUGGGGGUCAAUUUAACCGGGUCGAAGUGCAUCGUGUUAGCCAGGUUUCGCCCCGUUUCCACCUCCAGCUGCACUGUGCCUGCCCACUUCAUCUGACCGGACCACAUUGUACCACUCCGCUGGACGCAUGCGCACGCGCCGUUUGCCCACAGCCGCGUGUCUGUCUGUCUACUCAUCCGUCGCCUGGUCCUGAUAUGAGCGAACAACUUGUUCGCCCACCUCUCUCUCCCGUUCAAUCCCUCUCAGUGGGUGUUACCUCAUCUCGGGGUUCAGGGGCCUCUUCAGCAAUUGACUUCUCUGCCUACCAAUGCAUUUGUCCACCUCCACGAACCGGCCCCAAUUGCGAGUCGAUCUUGCCACUGGUGGGCGGCAUCGAGGACGAAGUCUGCUACACACCUGCUUGUUUCAUGCAACGAGAACAAGGUAGUUUGCAGUUCACUGGUGGCUCCUUCGUCUAUUGGCGCGUGCGUACGACUGCUCAUUCUUCUGAGUCUUCUUGGUUCGAAGUGUCCUUUUCUCUCCGCACUCGCCAGUCCGUUGCCUCCUUAGUCAAUGUACAGUGGAAUGCUCUUAGAGCUUUUCAGUUGCGUUUGGCAGCUGAUGGCCGCCUUGUGGUAUCAGCAAUUGGUCUAUCUGACGGAUUGCCUGCACGAGACUGGCUCGUAUCACCACAGCCCGUGGCUGAUGGCAGAUGGCACCGGGUGCGCCUCGCUCUGGCCAAACUAGACGCCUGGAUCGAUUACAAGGCUUCUCAAGGUGAGAUGCUCCAUAAACAUGUAUGA
Messenger RNA from Protopolystoma xenopodis, 918 nucleotides. The record is from the annotation of a GenBank genome assembly. Lineage: Eukaryota; Metazoa; Platyhelminthes; Monogenea; Polystomatidea; Polystomatidae.